GGCUGCUGUAGCUCCCCUCUUGAGUGCCUAGGCUGAGACAAAAUUCAAGUAGGAGGUCUUUCUGCUACCCCGGCUUCUGACUAGCGUGGGGAACUGGAGAAGAGGUUGUAGGUCGUGGAAAGUAAUUAGGAAGAUCGAAGAUGAGCUGGGCCUUCCUGACGAGGUUGCUGGAGGCUGUGACCCAGCACUCCACCCUGGUGGGGAAGCUCUGGCUGUCCGUCCUGGUGGUGUUCCGCCUGGUGCUGCUGGCUGUGGGUGGGGAGGCCAUUUACCGGGACGAACUGAGCGGAUUCGUGUGUAACACCCGGCAGCCAGGCUGCCAAAAUGUUUGCUACGACGCCUUCGCACCCCUCUCCCACGUACGCUUCUGGGUGUUCCAGAUCAUCCUAGUCACUGCACCCACCGUGUUCUACCUGGGCUAUGCCGUGCACCAUUUGUCCCGGCGCCAAAUGACCCAGGAACAAGAGGAGGAAGAGAGGGAGCCCAUGAUCAAAGAGAAGUCCAAGAAGUCCGCUGAGGAUGAAGCCCACGAUGGUCGCCGGAGGAUCCGCAGGGACGGCCUCCUGGGAGCCUAUGUGGGGCAGUUGCUGAUCCGAUCUGCCUUAGAGGUGGCCUUCCUGAUGGGCCAGUACCUGCUCUACGGCCUGGAAGUGCCUCCCUCCUAUAUCUGCCAGCGCAGCCCUUGCCCCCACACCGUGGACUGCUUUGUAUCUCGUCCUACUGAGAAGACCAUCUUCCUGCUGGUCAUGUAUGCAGUCAGUGGCCUCUGCCUCCUGCUCAACCUGAUUGAGUUGCUGCACCUGGGCCUGGGAAGCAUGAAGAAUGGGGGAUACAGUUCUGCCGCACCUCCGCAUUCCAAGGGUUUCAAACAGGAGCUGGAGCAAAUGCAGAAACAGCUGCAUCUGGUCCAGAAGCAAAUGGACGUGGCAUUGCAUCUGGGCACACCUCUGGCAACAGCCCCUGAGUUUUCAGGUCGGCCUCCAACCUACAAUAUCUCUACUCAGCAAAACCGCCCCAACCAAGCCCAGAAAGAGACCCGGCUCUCCAAGACAGAGCUGUGAGCUACAGGAGAUGUUUCUUGUUCAACUGCGAUUGGAUCUCCACACAUGAUGAGGAGAAAUGAGAGCCUUGGGAUCCAGAGGAUUAAGGGUCUGAGAAUCUCCCAUAAAAGCUUUAUAUUUUUAGUAUUUUUGUACCUUUUGAGAUAUAUGUGUGCAUGUGUAUAUACAUAUAUGUACAUACAUAUGUAUGUGUGUGUAUACAUGUGUGUACCCACAUAGCCCCAAGGGAGGUGGAGGGAUAGGCCAUGAUGGCCUUGUGGCUAUAAUUCUCCUUAGAGAUCAUUCCCUCCAUCCUCAGUCCUCCACAUCCCCUUCCCUCCCCCUUCCCUCAUACCCUAGAACACUGAGUUAACUGGACAAUGAACCUGGAAACUUGAAACCUGGAUACUUGAAACUUUGAUCAUCUCAGGGAUUUACCCUACAAACGUGGUGCCAUUUGGCAUUGAA
Phascolarctos cinereus (koala) is the source of this 1508-nucleotide messenger RNA. RefSeq names its product gap junction gamma-1 protein-like. The record is from RefSeq and is a predicted model, not a curated record. Gene Ontology annotation, molecular function: gap junction channel activity. NCBI's taxonomy places the organism in Eukaryota, Metazoa, Chordata, Mammalia, Diprotodontia, Phascolarctidae. Gene Ontology annotation, cellular component: connexin complex. Gene Ontology annotation, biological process: cell-cell signaling.